Budorcas taxicolor (takin) is the source of this 495-nucleotide messenger RNA. RefSeq names its product keratin-associated protein 13-1-like. The record is from RefSeq and is a predicted model, not a curated record. The transcript has a single exon. Bases 1 to 495 code for a protein of 164 amino acids. NCBI's taxonomy places the organism in Eukaryota, Metazoa, Chordata, Mammalia, Artiodactyla, Bovidae.
AUGUCCUACAACUGCUGCUCUGGAAUCUUCUCCUCCCGCUCCCUCCGGGACUACCUGCGCUACUCAGGCUCCUCCUGUGGCUCCUCCUUCCCCAGCAACCUGGUCUACAGCACUGACCUCUACUUUCCCAGCUCCUGCCAGCUGGGCUCCUCUCUCUACAGCCAGGAGACCUGCUGUGAGCCCAUCAGGACCCAGACUGUGGUGUCCAGUCCCUGCCAGACGUCCUGCUACCGCCCGAGGACCUCCACGUUCUCCAGUCCCUGCCAGACGACUUUCCCUGGGUCUCUGGGCUUCGGUUCCAGUAAUUUUCAAUCUGUUGGUCACGUUUUCCCAUCUCUGGGCUUUGUAUCCGGUGAUUUUCAAUCCGUGGGUCACAGCCCCAGCAUUUUCUCAUCCCUAAGUUGUAGAUCCAGCUUUUACCGUCCCACCUUCUUCUCUUCCAGGAGUGGCCGGUCUCUUUCUUUCCAACCGACCUGUGGAUCUGGCUUCUACUAA